This is a messenger RNA of Arabidopsis thaliana (thale cress), 390 nucleotides long. RefSeq lists its product as uncharacterized. Bases 1 to 390 code for a protein of 129 amino acids. The record is from RefSeq and is marked reviewed. The transcript is spliced from 2 exons. Lineage: Eukaryota; Viridiplantae; Streptophyta; Magnoliopsida; Brassicales; Brassicaceae.
AUGGUGUGUUUUCAGGUGCAAAAUAAGUUUACAAGGAGUUUACUCGACCCUCUACCCUAUUGCCCCAGAGGGGAACCAGAGGAGCAGCUACUCGACCAAUUAUUCAUUGCCUCAGAGGGGAAGCAGCAGAGCAGCUACUCGACCAGGGAACCAGAGGAAGCAGCAAUCUACUCGACCAGUUUACUCGAUCCAGGCAGCCACAGAGGAGGCAGCAGAUUCUACUCGAUCAAGGCGGCCUUAGAGGAAGCAACAGAUCGAUCUACUUGCCCCUCCUACUCGAUCCUCUACUUGACCCCUUUACUCGAUCAAGGGCGACCUACUCUACAAGACUUGUUGAUCAUUCAAAGCGUCUUCGGAUCCUCCUCAUUCCCCACUCAAUCAGACAGUUGA